AUGUACCCUCAUCCGAGACUGUCUUUAACUUAUCCCGACGACAACGUUGAUACCAAUCGUAACCCCAUGGCGGACGAGUUCUGGAACGUUCUGCAGGCUAAUGGCGGCGUCCAGUGGGAAACCAGGAAGAAGCGGAAAGAUAGACUACUCAUCAAGCAGUACCUCGGACCGAUCAUAUACCGCCAAGGCGAAGCUGCGUGGAGUGACCUUACAUUCUGGGGCUCCGCUUGGACAAGUCUUCCCCGCCGGUAUUGCAGUCGGGAAGUCCUCCUAGGCCUUCCAUAUGAGUUUCGAGAAGAUGAUCGUGAUUUUCACAUCGUUGAGGAACUGGACUAUCAUCAAGUGGAGGAAAUCACCCGUCUCUCCUUGCGAACAUUGGAAUGCCGGCCCUCGUGA
Messenger RNA from Clonostachys byssicola, 396 nucleotides. The record is from the annotation of a GenBank genome assembly. Lineage: Eukaryota; Fungi; Ascomycota; Sordariomycetes; Hypocreales; Bionectriaceae.